AUGCGCGAAGCUCUCUCUUCGCUCCGCUCGCUAGGCACCGCGAUUGGUCGAUGGCUUUGGGAGAUGGGGAUCGCCAUCUUCUCGAUCAGCCUGCAGAAUCAGGGGAUUUCCGACCAAGGCGAGGGGUACCGGCGCAGCGGAAACUUGCGGCGACAACCGGUGAUGUUCUUAUGGCUCACGGGAUCGCCAUCUUCUGUCUCCCUCUAG
This is a messenger RNA of Linum trigynum, 207 nucleotides long. The record is from the annotation of a GenBank genome assembly. Lineage: Eukaryota; Viridiplantae; Streptophyta; Magnoliopsida; Malpighiales; Linaceae.